Syngnathoides biaculeatus (alligator pipefish) is the source of this 2214-nucleotide messenger RNA. RefSeq lists its product as uncharacterized. Gene Ontology annotation, biological process: intrinsic apoptotic signaling pathway in response to DNA damage; release of cytochrome c from mitochondria; positive regulation of apoptotic process. NCBI's taxonomy places the organism in Eukaryota, Metazoa, Chordata, Actinopteri, Syngnathiformes, Syngnathidae. Gene Ontology annotation, cellular component: mitochondrial outer membrane. The record is from RefSeq and is a predicted model, not a curated record. The transcript has 6 exons. Bases 153 to 770 code for a protein of 205 amino acids. Gene Ontology annotation, molecular function: protein homodimerization activity; protein heterodimerization activity; channel activity.
GGUACUGCAUUGUUAUUUGACUUCCUCGUUCCACCAACUUCUGACUUAACCGGCACGUCUGAACGAGACGACACAUUAAUCCCUGUGUUAUAGCUAGCGUAUACUUCUGUCAACUAUUUCUAUUUACACGACGUGGUUCCAACUCCUGGAAUAUGUCUGACAACAAGGAGAAGAGCGAGGAAGAACAACAACAACAAGUUGAAGGUGCCGUGGGUGGGGAAGAUGUCAUUGAUGAUCCCAUUCUAGAGCAAGGAGCAAUUGUCCUCAGGGGGUAUGUGAUUGAACGUAUAAAUGCAGAAGACCCCAACCGGCGUGUUACAUCUGAAGAUUUAGGUGGACGAUUGAAUGAAGAACAAGAACCACAAAUCAAGGAAGUUGUGGAACAGCUAAUUAAGAUUUCUGAUGAAUUGAACAGGAAUGCUGAACUCCAACGACUAAUAAACCAACUUCAAGGAAACUGCGCUCAGGAUGUUUUCAUGAAGGUGGCCAGGAGCAUCUUUGCUGAUGGCAUCAACUGGGGUCGAAUUGUCUCUCUCUUCCAUCUAGCAUACAGACUUAUUUACAAGGCCCUGACCACGAAUCAUCUAGAAAACAUCAGGAUCAUAAUUAGCUGGGUUCUGCAGGUUGUCAGAGACCAACUCUACUAUUGGCUUAUCCAGCAGGGAGGCUGGGAAGGUGUAAUACAUGGAUGGUCACGUUGGAAGAAAUUAACUUUAGUGGCGUCAGUGAUUUUGGUGGCCACCUUUGUUUAUUACAGGAGGACACGCUAAACUUCAACCCCAAACAAUGCUUCAGUCAAGAACUACUGUAGAUACAAUCAUCAUUUUUAUUUGUUUAUAUGAAAUAUUUUUUAGGAAAUGAAUAAAUGUCAGCUAUCAACCAAUGAAAGGUUUACAGCAAGGGUUAAAACCACUGAAGGUCAUUGUGCCACUUUGGUUAUCCUAAAUAGAUACGGAUGUAAACUGUCCUAUGGACAUUUGUAUCAUCGUUGACAAACCACUCCUUGUUCUCAUCGUUAGUCCGGUCUUGCUGUUGCAGUUUUCUAGACAGGUGGCCAUAAUGGGAUUCAACGCAUUACAAAUCUAAUAACUGCUGAAUAUGUCACUAGUGUGUUUCAAAUUUUUUUCUGAGUCUCUUUUUUGUUGUUGUUGUUUUUAAUUUUUUCUACAGAUUGGAUGCUUUGUAGCUAAUAGAUAUAGUUGGCACCGACUCAGCAGGAUCUUAAAUAUCUUUUGAUAUGCAAGAUGAAGUCUGUUUUCAUCUGUAUUUUUCUUGAUAUUAAAUAUGACUCACUUCUUUCCUCCACUUUGUCCUCCAAACAGUAUAUCGAUACUAAUCAUUUAUUGGAUUAAUAUUUUUGUUCAAACAAGAACAUUACAUCACUGAUGAUCAAGUGGUACACUCGCCUGGCCUUGCUCCAGGCAGCGUGGUUUCGGUUCAAACUCAGUGACAAUGUGAGUGUGAAUGGUUGUCCAUAUCUAUAUGUGCCCUGCGAUUGACUGGCGACCAGUUCAGGGUGGAGUCCGCUUUUCGCCCAAAGUCAGCUGAGACAGGUUCCAGUGCCCCGUGAUCCUGAACCGGAUAAGCAGGGUUGAGAAUGAAUGGCUGGACAAGAAUAUUACAUUUGGACACCUCAGCGCUUUAUUAUUGUCCAUCCAUCCAUUUUCUGAGCCGCUUAUCCUCACAAGAGUGGCAGGAGUACUGGAUCCUAUCCAAGCUAACAUCGGGAAGGAGGCAGCAUACACCCUGAACUGUUUGCCAGCCAGUCACACGGCAUAUAGAGACAGACAACAGUCACACUCACGAUCACACUUAGGGGCAAUUUAGAAUGUCCGAUUAUUGCAUGGUUUUGAUAUGCAAGAGGAAACCAGAGUGCCCAGAGAAAACCCAUGCAGGCAUGGGAGAACAUUCAAAAUCCAUACAAGUGGACCUCAGAACUGUGAGGCCAAUGCUCUGAUCAGCUGCACCACCAUGCCACCCUUUAUUAUUGGUAUACAUAUUAUAAAAGAUACGCAUAUAAAUUGUCAGUCCUAAAAAUGAUUAUUUCACACUUUUUUUGCCAGUAUUCUUUUUUUGGGUUUAAUGCAGUGUUUGGACUGUGAUACUUUUGUUGUUUCUUUACAGUGUUCAUUUACAGCCAUGACAAGCUCAUCCACAUAAGUAGUAGUAACUCAUGUCCUUGUUUUAAAUAAAGGAAUGGAAAUGUUUUUUCAA